CCAAAAACUCUUGAAUAACUAAAUCUCUUGUAAACCUCAUUCACGCCAGCUUCACAGCCCUUGUCCAUCCCUCUCUGUUUCUGCUGCCUUUCUCAAUGGCCACUGUCAUCAAAACGCCGCCGUUUCAGGCAGCUCCGACACGUGUACCAUCCACUUGCUCAAAAUCCACAAAUAAACCGUUUUGCCUUUCCUUUAGAAUCAGACAAAAUAGAACCACUACCACCGCCAGAGUCUGUUCUCGGACAGCUUCUCUCCGGUUCAUAAAGUUGGCCCCUUUAGCUUCAACUGGAGAAACCGAAAUAACCGAGACCGAAGAGGAGAUUCAACAACCUCAAGUCGAGGAUUCUACAGAUGGUGCUGUUGGUGUUGAAGAUGUUGCUGACAAUGAUGACACUACUGUUGCAGAGGAAACACAUACUUCUGUCAUUAAUGAGUUGCUCCAAUCAUAUAAAGAAGCAUUGGCAAAUAAUGAUGAUUCUAGAGUUUCUGAGAUAGAAGAUUACUUAAUCACCAUUGAUGGUGAGAAAGUCAAUCUUGAGAGCAAAGUGGCUCAAUUAUCAGAAGAAUUGUUGGUGGAGAAGGAUCGUAUUCUCAGGAUAAGUGCAGACUUUGACAAUUUUCGGAAGAGGACAGAGAGGGAACGCUAUUCACUUGUAUCAAAUGCUCAAGGGGAGGUUGUUGAGAGAUUGUUACUGGUUUUGGAUAAUUUUGAGAGGGCUAAAACCCAAAUUAAAGUGGAAACAGAGCGAGAGGAAAAGAUAAACAACAGCUAUCAAAACAUAUACAAGCAGUUGGUAGAAAUUCUAGGCUCACUUGGUGUUGUUCCUGUGGAGACAAUUGGAAAGCCCUUUGAUCCAUUGCUGCAUGAAGCAAUUUUGCGCGAGAAUUCCUCAGAAUUUGAAGAAGGUGUCAUUAUCGAAGAAUUCCGCAAGGGAUUCAAACUUGGUGACAGGCUUUUACGUCCAUCAAUGGUGAAGGUAUCGGCUGGUCCAGGGCCUGCAAAGCCAGAAGUAGAACCUUCUGAAGGAGAUGAGUAUUCAGGCAAAAUCCUAGAAAACAACACAGCAGAAGUUGAAGCUGAGUCGUCUUAAAGGAGAUAUACAAAAACGUAGAGUUCAGUUAUGUAAAAGCAGCUGUAGUUUCAUGUUUUUAGGUUAAGCUUGUUCCAUAGAUUUCUUGGUGGGUUUGAUGAAUUCUUACUCUAUGCCUCGUUUCAUAAAAAAAUCCCAAUUUGCUUGAGAAUAUAGGCAUCAAUUGGAAGAUAAUUUUGUUUA
Mangifera indica (mango) is the source of this 1274-nucleotide messenger RNA. RefSeq names its product protein GrpE-like. Gene Ontology annotation, cellular component: chloroplast. The coding region runs from base 96 to 1091 and encodes 331 amino acids. Gene Ontology annotation, molecular function: protein homodimerization activity; protein-folding chaperone binding; adenyl-nucleotide exchange factor activity. The record is from RefSeq and is a predicted model, not a curated record. Gene Ontology annotation, biological process: protein folding. The transcript has 3 exons. NCBI's taxonomy places the organism in Eukaryota, Viridiplantae, Streptophyta, Magnoliopsida, Sapindales, Anacardiaceae.